GAAGUUCUUCUCUUGUCCUGGAAGAGGAACGUAGGUCGUCCUGACGGUCGACAUUUUGCUACUUUCUGGGAUAAAUAAACAGCGUUAGGUAGGUUUUGGGGCAACUUUGUUGUCCUCGAAGUUGCUCUUUGUCCCCUGACAGUUAAACGCUGUAAUCAUGUGGUAUGAAAUUCUGCCCGGACUCGGCGUCAUGGCCGUGUGUCUGAUCAUUCCCGGUGUCGCCACCGCGCAGAUCCACAAGUUCACUAACGGAGGAAAGGAGAAAAGGAUUGCUCGGGUUCCGUGGCAGUGGUAUCUCAUGGACAGAGAUAAGCGAGUGUCAGGAACCGGACGCCACUUUGACUCCAAGGGACUUGAGAACAUUCACUGACGAGGAACCCGGAGAGACCCAAGAGAAGAAAGUUCUUUGUUGUACAUUAAAAGAUUAUAUUUAACAUUCAGCUGUUUGUGUUUUUCAGUCUUUUAAGAUGGGUGAUUAAACUCUUCCACACACUGGGAA
Oreochromis niloticus (Nile tilapia) is the source of this 499-nucleotide messenger RNA. RefSeq names its product NADH:ubiquinone oxidoreductase subunit A1 (gene ndufa1). The coding region runs from base 158 to 370 and encodes 70 amino acids. Gene Ontology annotation, cellular component: respiratory chain complex I. The record is from RefSeq and is a predicted model, not a curated record. NCBI's taxonomy places the organism in Eukaryota, Metazoa, Chordata, Actinopteri, Cichliformes, Cichlidae. The transcript is spliced from 3 exons.